AUGUCUGAUAAAUCAGUGAAAGUGUUUGCGGUAGUCGAAUUUGAUGAGUGUAUUGGUGAUGAAAAAUCUGUUGAGUUGAUUCCCAUGAUUUGGCUAGCGGAGGAUGAAAUGUCAUGUCUCUGGACACCAGAGGAUGAAGGAAAAAACGUGCAAAAAUUAAUUGAGAAAAAAAUUGCACCCGGCUCUGACUGGCAACGGUUUCCUGUUCGAGUAAUAAGGAAAGCAAAAUCCUUCGAACAAGGGAUGCGACGACUGAAAAGAUCCUUUGAAACACCUGAUGUUGACAGUUCCGAAGCUGAAAAAAGAAGAAACGAUGAUCAAGUCAUCGUGAUGAGCUCUCAGAAUUUUGCUUCUGAGCUGAACACAAGCAGUCCUAUGAAACAUCAAAAAACAGCAAGCUCGGGCUGUAAAAAUAAAAGGAAAGAUAACGACGGAGAAAAUGCAUGCCCACCACCAAAAAAACCAAAAAUUGAUUUAACAUGUAUGAAUGAUCUCGGGCUAUUUCUAAAAUCUAUUAUUGAGAAAGAAGGUGAGAAAACAAGGCAAUUUCUUUCUCUUGCCAUCACUGAGCGUUAUAGGCAAGAACUAGCAAAUGCUAGGUCCACAGCCAAUAACCCAAAUAAUAGCGAAGCCUGGAAGAUUAUUGGAGAUGAUAUGCCUUUCUCUGAGCUUGGGAAAUUCGUAGAAUUCGAUCAAUCUUUGGAAAAAGAUGAAGAAAAAAAAAGUUCAUUGAUGGCGAUGUUCAAAAUGGUUACAGUUGGAUCUACAACUAAAGAACACGACGUUGCAACAAUUAUUAGUAAAGUUAUUAAAAAAGUUAUACAACUCGAAUACAGCGCGACUGGAAAGAGAAGUAAAGGAGUUGGAAAAAAAAGUUUCAAGGACACGGAAACGUUUAAAGUGAUGGACAAGUUUUUGUUGGCGAAGUACGCUAAUAGUGCUGGGAUAAUUUCCACAAUUACUGCGUUGAGUAAUUUUUUGUCGGGGGCCAAAGAUCGUGAGGGAGGCAGAGCUCACCGAGAUGAAAAUAGAAAAUAG
Cotesia congregata is the source of this 1038-nucleotide messenger RNA. Lineage: Eukaryota; Metazoa; Arthropoda; Insecta; Hymenoptera; Braconidae. The record is from the annotation of a GenBank genome assembly.